AUUGGACAUAUUUCUAGUACUAAUUAUAAAAUACGUGAUCUAGCACAUGUAUAUACUAAAAUAGGAAAGAUAUUUAUGUUAAUUAAUGAAAUUUUCAAUUACUACAUAAUGACGACUCUGGCCACGGCGUUUAUAACAAUCAUAAUAGUCGUUUGGUCUCUUCUAAACGAAUAUAAAUUUUACAAAACCUACAUAAUAGAGUCAAUACCGACGGUGUUUUAUAUUUUUCUGGAAUUAUCAUCGAUAAUUUUGUUAUCAUGUUACUGUGAAAAUAUUAUUGCAGCAAGAAACGAACUGAACAAAUUGCUAUUAAAUAUCACAACGCAAGAAAACCUUCCAUUACAAAUGAUAUAUCAAUCAAAUAUGUUUGUAAAAUUGACAGAGAUAUGGCAUUUAUCAAUUAAUGGAUUUCACAUGUUCGAUAUUAAUUUACAACUAAUUCUUAAAUUUAUAAGUAUUUGCACUUCAUACUUAAUUGUAGUAAUUCAAGUUUAUCGUUUAAUAUAA
Papilio xuthus (Asian swallowtail) is the source of this 507-nucleotide messenger RNA. NCBI's taxonomy places the organism in Eukaryota, Metazoa, Arthropoda, Insecta, Lepidoptera, Papilionidae. The record is from RefSeq and is a predicted model, not a curated record.